AUGGCGGCGCCCCCGCAGCAGCCGCCGCCGCCGGGGCCGGGGCCGGGGCCGGGGCCUCCCAUUGCGCCUGCGCCGCCGCUCGCGGCGGGGGCGGGGCCGGCGCAGGGGGCGGGGCCCGGGCCGCCGUUACCGGCGCAGGUGGCGGCUGCGCAGGCGCAGGACUUCGACCCCGUGCAGCGCUUCCGGCUGCUCAUCCCCCAGCUGAAGGAGAGCCUGCAGACGCUGAUGAAGGUGGCGGCGCAGAACCUGGUGCAGAACUCCAACAUCGACAACGGGCAGAAAAGCGCCGAUGGAGCCCUGCAGCGCUUCGACAAGAGCCUUGAGGAGUUCUACGCCCUGUGUGACCAGCUCGAGCUCUGCCUUCGCCUGGCCCACGAGUGCCUCUCGCAGAGCUUCGACAGCGCCAAGCACGCGCCCGCCCUGGUGCCGGCGGCACCCAAGGGCGAGGGGGGGGCGGGCGAGAGCCUCCCCUACACCCAGUACCUGCCCCUCAUCAAGGCGCAGAUCGCCGGCGCCAAGGACAUCCACAACGCCCUGCUGGAGGGGGCCAACAAGAUCACCGGCAAGCUGCCCCCCCCCGGGGGGCCCUAGAGAGGCCGCUG
Messenger RNA from Cygnus atratus (black swan), 602 nucleotides. Its product is annotated as mediator of RNA polymerase II transcription subunit 29-like. Lineage: Eukaryota; Metazoa; Chordata; Aves; Anseriformes; Anatidae. Gene Ontology annotation, molecular function: transcription coregulator activity; transcription factor binding. The record is from RefSeq and is a predicted model, not a curated record. Gene Ontology annotation, cellular component: mediator complex. Gene Ontology annotation, biological process: regulation of transcription by RNA polymerase II.